Molecule: messenger RNA, 1027 nt
Organism: Lemur catta (Ring-tailed lemur)
Lineage: Eukaryota; Metazoa; Chordata; Mammalia; Primates; Lemuridae
Gene: PSME1
Product: proteasome activator subunit 1
Exons: 11
Coding region: 136-885 (249 amino acids)
Biological process (GO): positive regulation of endopeptidase activity; regulation of proteasomal protein catabolic process; regulation of G1/S transition of mitotic cell cycle
Cellular component (GO): nucleoplasm; cytoplasm; proteasome activator complex
Molecular function (GO): endopeptidase activator activity
Source: RefSeq, a predicted model, not a curated record
AUGGGCCCCGCCUCCUUCAGUCCUCCACUCCCCGCUCCCCAGGAAGGCCGUGCGGGCUGCGAGCUGCUGCUUUCGCUUUCCCUUCCCCGUGCCCACUCCUCGCUCCUCGCGCGGCGCUAGGCACCCCACCCGGCCAUGGCCACGCUCAGGGUCCAGCCUGACGCCCAAGCCAAGGUGGAUGUGUUUCGUGAAGACCUGUGUACCAAGACAGAGAACCUGCUUGGGAGCUAUUUUCCCAAGAAGAUUUCUGAGUUGGAUGCAUUUUUAAAGGAACCAGCUCUCAAUGAAGCCAACCUGAGCAAUCUGAAGGCCCCGUUAGACAUCCCAGUGCCUGAUCCAGUUAAGGAGAAAGAGAAGGAGGAGCGGAAAAAACAGCAGGAGAAGGAAGACAAGGAUGAAAAGAAGAAAGGGGAAGAUGAAGACAAAGGUCCUCCCUGUGGCCCAGUGAACUGCAAUGAGAAGAUCGUGGUUCUCCUGCAGCGCUUGAAGCCUGAGAUCAAGGAUGUCAUUGAGCAGCUCAACCUGGUCACCACUUGGUUGCAGCUGCAGAUACCUCGGAUUGAGGAUGGGAACAAUUUUGGAGUGGCUGUCCAGGAGAAGGUGUUUGAACUGAUGACCAGCCUCCACACAAAGCUGGAAGGCUUCCACACUCAAAUCUCUAAGUAUUUCUCUGAGCGAGGUGAUGCAGUGACCAAAGCAGCCAAGCAGCCCCAUGUGGGUGAUUAUCGGCAGCUGGUGCACGAGCUGGAUGAGGCAGAGUACCGGGACAUCCGGCUGAUGGUCAUGGAGAUCCGCAAUGCUUAUGCUGUAUUAUAUGACAUCAUCCUGAAGAACUUUGAGAAGCUCAAGAAGCCCAGGGGAGAAACAAAGGGAAUGAUCUAUUGAGAGCCUCCUUUUAUUCUGUGAUAGAUACAGCACAGACCUUCUUGUUUUUUACCGUGGACUCCAGACUUUUCCCUACCUUUCUCUUGUUGAGGUUUUUCACUCACCUUGCCUCCCAGGCACAAUAAAUAUAGUCAUACUGUGA